Nestor notabilis (Kea) is the source of this 1686-nucleotide messenger RNA. It is a transcript of the gene NOX3, whose product is annotated as NADPH oxidase 3. Gene Ontology annotation, biological process: defense response; superoxide anion generation. Gene Ontology annotation, cellular component: NADPH oxidase complex; plasma membrane. The record is from RefSeq and is a predicted model, not a curated record. Lineage: Eukaryota; Metazoa; Chordata; Aves; Psittaciformes; Psittacidae. Gene Ontology annotation, molecular function: superoxide-generating NAD(P)H oxidase activity.
AUGGGAUGCUGGAUUUUGAAUGAAAAACUCUCGGUGCUGUUAUUACUGGUGUGGCUGGCACUGAAUUUCUAUUUGUUUAUUGAUACCUUCCACUGGUAUGAAGAUGAAGAUGCUUACAUUUAUACACGGAUUAUGCUGGGAUCAACCUUGGCUUGGGCAAGAGCUUCUGCAACGUGCCUUAAUUUUAACUGCAUGCUAAUCCUGUUACCGGUCAGUAGAAACCUUAUUUCAUUCUUAAGAGGAGCAAGCAUUUGCUGUGGAGGAGCUUUGAGGAGACAGCUUGACAAAAACAUCGCAUUUCACAAGAUGGUUGCCUAUGGAAUAGCUAUAAAUGCAACCAUCCAUAUUGUUGCCCACUUGAUCAACAUUGAGCGGUAUCAUACCAGCCAGUCUAAGGAAGCUGGAGAGUUACGGAAUAAACUUUCUGGCCUUGGCAAGAGUCCAAAUGAAAGCUAUUUGAACCCAAUCAGGACCUAUGAAACAAACACAACAGGAGAGGUAUUAACCACCAUAGCUGGAAUAACUGGAGUUGUGAUAACUGUGGCUUUAAUUCUGAUGAUGACUUCAUCCACUGAGCUCAUCAGAAGGUCAUGCUAUGAGGUGUUCUGGUAUACCCAUCACCUUUUUGUGGUUUUCUUCAUUGGUUUACUCAUCCAUGGUAUGGGUCAACUUGUUCGAGGUCAGACACCUCAGAGUCUGCUGCUCCACAAUGUCACUUACUGUAAAGAUCACUACCUGGAAUGGGAGAACGCCACCCAGUGCCCUCUGCCGCAGUUUUCUGGCAACAAACCCGUGGCUUGGAAGUGGGUUUUAAGUCCUAUGGUGGUGUACAUCUGUGAAAGAAUUGUCCGAUUUUGGAGAUUUCCGCAGGAGGUGGUCAUUACUAAGGUGGUGAUGUAUUCCUCUGGAGUCCUUGAGCUUCACAUGAAGAAAUGUGGCUUUAAAAUGGGACCUGGUCAAUAUAUCUUUCUACAGUGCCCAUCUGUCUCAUGGCUGGAGUGGCACCCUUUCACCCUCACCUCAGCUCCUGAGGAGGACUUCUUCAGUGUUCACAUACGGGUUGUUGGGGAUUGGACUGCAGCCCUCUUCCAGGCCUUUGGAGCACAGGAAAAAGCUUUCAAGGAAUUGUGGAUGUUACCAAGACUGGCUGGGGGUGGGCCAUAUGGGUUAGCAAACACACACGACUUCCCCUUUUUUUUAGGAAUUGGAGUCACACCAUUUGCCUCUAUUUUAAAAUCCAUUUGGUACAAAUGCUGCAACCCUAACACAGAACUGGCGCUGCAGAAGGUUUAUUUUUACUGGAUUUGUAGAGACCCAUCAGCAUUUGAGUGGUUUGCUGAUCUGCUGUUCCAUUUGGAAUCAAAAAUGGCUGAAAAAGGGAAAAAUGAUUUUCUAAGCUAUCAUAUAUUUCUUACUGGCUGGGAUGAAAGUCAGGCUACUCACAUAGCCCUACAUUAUGAUGACAAGAUGGAUGUAAUUACUGGGUUGAGACAGAAGACCUGCUAUGGAAGGCCAAACUGGGACCAUGAGUUCAAGCAACUAGCAGAAAACCAUCCUAGCAACAGUAUUGGAGUAUUCUUCUGUGGACCCAAGAAUCUCUCUAAGAUCCUUCGAAAGACAUGCAACUCGUAUUCAUCAGUUGAUCCAAGAGGAGUUCAUUUUCACUAUAACAAAGAAAGCUUCUAG